Orbilia oligospora ATCC 24927 is the source of this 1923-nucleotide messenger RNA. RefSeq lists its product as uncharacterized. Gene Ontology annotation, cellular component: cytoplasm; cytosol; nucleus. Gene Ontology annotation, biological process: protein refolding; cellular response to unfolded protein; vesicle-mediated transport. Lineage: Eukaryota; Fungi; Ascomycota; Orbiliomycetes; Orbiliales; Orbiliaceae. The record is from RefSeq and is a predicted model, not a curated record. The transcript is spliced from 2 exons. The coding region runs from base 1 to 1923 and encodes 640 amino acids. Gene Ontology annotation, molecular function: misfolded protein binding; ATP binding; ATP-dependent protein folding chaperone.
AUGGCUCCAGCUGUCGGUAUCGAUUUGGGAACCACCUACUCCUGCGUGGGUGUCUUCCGUGAUGACAGAAUUGAAAUCAUUGCCAAUGAUCAGGGUAACAGAACCACACCAUCAUUCGUUGCCUUCACAGACACCGAACGUCUGAUUGGUGAUUCUGCCAAGAAUCAAGUCGCCAUGAACCCUCACAAUACCGUCUUCGAUGCCAAGCGAUUAAUCGGUCGCAAGUUCGCUGACGCUGAGGUUCAGUCCGACAUGAAGCACUUCCCCUUCAAGAUCAUCGAUAAGGGUGGCAAGCCAAUCAUCCAAAUCGAGUUCAAGGGAGAGGAGAAGACCUUCACUCCAGAAGAAAUCUCUUCCAUGGUCUUGACAAAGAUGCGUGAAACCGCUGAAUCUUACCUCGGUGGCACCGUUAACAACGCUGUCAUCACUGUUCCAGCCUACUUCAACGACUCUCAGCGUCAGGCUACCAAGGACGCCGGUCUCAUCGCUGGCCUCAACGUUCUUCGUAUCAUCAACGAGCCAACUGCUGCUGCCAUUGCUUACGGUUUGGACAAGAAGGCCGAGGGUGAGCGAAACGUUCUCAUCUUCGAUCUCGGUGGUGGUACCUUCGAUGUCUCCCUCUUGACCAUCGAAGAAGGUAUCUUCGAAGUCAAGGCCACCGCUGGUGACACUCACUUGGGUGGCGAGGACUUCGACAACCGUCUGGUCAACCACUUCGUCCAGGAAUUCAAGAGGAAGCACAAGAAGGACCUUACCUCCAACGCUCGUGCUCUCCGUCGUCUCCGAACCGCCUGCGAGCGUGCCAAGAGAACCCUUUCUUCUUCUGCCCAGACCUCCAUUGAGAUUGACUCUCUCUACGAGGGUAUCGAUUUCUACACUUCCAUCACUCGUGCCCGUUUCGAGGAACUCUGCCAGGACCUCUUCCGUUCCACCAUGGAACCAGUCGAGCGUGUCCUCCGAGACUCCAAGAUCGACAAGGCUACCGUCCACGAAAUCGUCUUGGUCGGUGGUUCCACCCGUAUCCCCAAGAUCCAGAAGAUGGUCUCCGACUUCUUCAACGGAAAGGAGCCAAACAAGUCCAUCAACCCCGACGAGGCCGUCGCUUACGGUGCUGCCGUCCAAGCUGCCAUUCUCUCCGGUGACACCUCUUCCAAGACCCAGGAAAUUCUCCUUCUCGACGUUGCUCCUCUCUCCAUUGGUAUCGAAACUGCUGGUGGUGUCAUGACUGCCCUCAUCAAGCGUAACAGCACCAUCCCAACCAAGAAGUCCGAGAUCUUCUCCACCUUCUCCGACAACCAGCCCGGUGUCUUGAUCCAGGUAUACGAGGGUGAGCGUGCUCGCACCAAGGACAACAACCUUCUCGGAAAGUUCGAACUUACCGGUAUCCCACCUGCUCCUCGUGGUGUUCCACAGAUCGAGGUUACCUUCGAUGUCGACGCCAACGGUAUCAUCAACGUCUCUGCCGUUGAGAAGGGAACUGGUAAGACAAACAAGAUUGUCAUCACCAACGACAAGGGUCGUCUUUCCAAGGAGGAAAUCGAGCGCAUGUUGGCUGAGGCUGAGAAGUACAAGGCUGAGGAUGAAGCCGAAGCCGGUCGUAUCCAGGCCAAGAACCAACUUGAGAGCUACGCUUACUCUCUCCGAAACACCCUCGGAGAGACAGCUGCCCAAGAGAAGCUUGAUGCUGCUGACAAGGAGACCCUCAAGAAGGCCAUCGACGAGACCGUUGAAUGGCUCGACAACAACACCACUGCCACCAAGGACGAGUUCGAAAGCAAGCAGAAGGAACUCGAGGGUGUUGCCAACCCAAUCAUGAUGAAGUUCUACGGUGCUGGUGGUGCUCCAGGUGGCGUUCCCGGUGCCGCUGGUGGUGCUCCCCACGCUGGUGGUGACGAUGGCCCAACUGUUGAGGAGGUCGACUAA